Ostrinia nubilalis (European corn borer) is the source of this 10591-nucleotide messenger RNA. It is a transcript of the gene Dhc36C, whose product is annotated as dynein axonemal heavy chain 7. The coding region runs from base 16 to 10194 and encodes 3392 amino acids. Gene Ontology annotation, biological process: microtubule-based movement. The transcript is spliced from 65 exons. Gene Ontology annotation, molecular function: dynein light intermediate chain binding; ATP binding; dynein intermediate chain binding. Lineage: Eukaryota; Metazoa; Arthropoda; Insecta; Lepidoptera; Crambidae. Gene Ontology annotation, cellular component: dynein complex. The record is from RefSeq and is a predicted model, not a curated record.
GUUCUACGGUAUAUCAUGUUCCUCGGGGACUAUACCAAUUUCACGCCUCUUGAGAUGAAGGCGAAUAACCAAACUUUCCACUGGUAUUCCCGGAUGGCAGGUGUUAUUGAAGAGUGUAAAGUUAUUUGCGACCAGAAGAAGAUUGAGUACAAAGAAUUAUUAAAGACUCGUAUUGCCAAGUUUAUCGAAGACUUGGAUAUUUAUGAAAUGCAAUGCAACGAAGUGCAGUACUGGGGUGAUAUUGCUGAACUGCCUAAAUACGUGUCUCGUGCUCGUCAUUUAGAUGAAAAGUUAGCGGGUGCUCUAGUAAAGAUAGAUCAGUUCAAUGAAGAGGAAGCCUCAUUCGGCUAUGAACUAUCGCAAUAUCCCAAAAGAAAAGCAAUUUACGACAAACUGGUACCGUUCAAGAAAUUAUUUGAUGCCGGCUUUGACUUUCUUGCGAAGCACAAUCUAUGGAUGACAUCAAAGGUUGGAAGUUUCGAUCCCGAGGAUAUUGAAGGCGAUGUUGGCUAUUACUACAAGAUCGUGUACAAGCUAGAAAAAUCGUUUCAGGAAGUGCCUGACACUUAUCGCCUGGCUGUGUCCGUGAGGGAAAAAAUGGAUGAAUUCAAGACGAACAUGCCGAUUAUCCAAACUUUGGGCAACCCUGGCAUGAAAGCUCGUCACUGGGAGAAGAUUUCAGAGAUCGUUGGUUUCCCGAUUAUUGUUGAUGACGAGUUAUCUCUCGCUAAAGUUAUCGAUUUCAAUCUCGUUGACUACAUCGAAAAGUUCGAGAGCAUAUCCGAGGCGGCCACCAAGGAAAACAACCUCGAGAAGGCGUUGGACAAGAUGAUGAAGGAAUGGGCCGAUCUCAGAUUCGAAAUUUUGCCUUACAAGGACACUGGAAGCUACAUCUUGUCAAGUGUCGAUGAAAUUCAACUUUUGUUGGACGACCAUAUCGUAAAGACACAGACUAUGAAGAAUUCGCCUUACAUAAAACCAUUCGAAGAUGUUAUUUACGAUUGGGAAGGCAAACUUAUCCUCUUGCAAGAGAUCUUAGAUGAGUGGCUGAAAGUACAGGCCACAUGGAUGUAUCUGGAGCCUAUCUUCUCGUCUCCAGAUAUCCAACAGCAAAUCCCAGAGGAGGGCCGAAGAUUCAGUGCUGUUGACAAGAUGUGGCGUGAGAUCAUGAAGGCCGCGUUCACCGAGCCACGGGUACUAGACGUGAUCAUGAUAGAAAAGAUGCUGGACCGUCUACGCAAGUCCAACAACCUGCUGGAGAUGGUACAGCGAGGCUUGAACGCGUACUUGGAGAAGAAGCGCCUCUACUUCCCUCGCUUCUUCUUCCUGUCCAACGACGAGCUGCUUGAGAUCUUAUCCGAAACCAAGGACCCAAUGCGCGUCCAACCUCAUCUCAAGAAGUGUUUCGAGGGUAUUGCGAAGCUGACUUUCACCGAAGACAUGGUGGUGACGCACAUGAGGUCCUCAGAAGGAGAAAUUGUACUCCUCACGAUGACAAUCAACACUGCAGCUGCCAGAGGACAGGUGGAGAAAUGGUUGCUAGAAUUGGAGAUAGCAAUGAAAGCGUCUGUUCAUUACGUGAUGGCGCUAUCAUACGACGAUUACUCGGAAAGACCACGAGAGGAUUGGGUGCUGGUCUGGCCCGGACAAGUGGUGCAAUGUAUUGCCAUGACCUUUUGGACUUCAGAAGUCACAGAAGCGAUUCAUAUCAAUAUUCCAGCAAUGAGAGCUUAUUGGGACAAGUGCAAUUUUCAAAUCUCCAAGAUCGUCAACUUGGUGCGAGGAGAGCUUAGCUUGCAGAACAGAAUCACAUUGGGUGCUUUGGUAGUACUUGAUGUCCACGCAAGAGACGUGCUUAUGUUGUUGAUAGAGUGCGGCGUGCAGCAGGAUAAUGACUUCAACUGGCUUUCUCAAAUUCGAUACUAUUGGGAGGAACAAGAGGAAGACCAAACCAUGCAAUGUGCGACCCGCAUGAUUAACUCUCAAUUGAUGUACGGGUACGAGUACCUGGGUAAUGCAGGACGCCUGGUGGUAACGCCGCUAACUGAUAGGUGCUUCAGGACCCUCUUUGGUGCCUUGCAUCUGAAUUUAGGUGGCGCCCCUGAGGGUCCCGCUGGCACUGGUAAGACUGAAACUACGAAAGAUUUGGCGAAGGCAGUGGCUAAGCAGUGCGUGGUGUUCAACUGCUCUGACGGGCUUGAUUACAUUGCCCUAGGAAAGUUCUUCAAGGGUCUAGCGUCUUGUGGUGCCUGGUCCUGCUUCGACGAGUUCAACAGAAUCGACUUGGAAGUGUUGUCCGUGGUGGCCCAACAGAUCUUGUCCAUCCAGCGCGGUAUCAACUCUGGUGCCACUGAGCUGCUCUUUGAAGGAACCUUACUACAGCUGGACAAGUCUUGUGCGGUCUUCAUCACAAUGAAUCCUGGUUAUGCAGGACGAUCUGAAUUACCCGACAAUCUAAAGGCGUUGUUCCGUUCCGUGGCCAUGAUGGUGCCAGACUACGUCCUUAUUUCUGAGAUCGAAUUGUACGCAUUUGGAUACCUGAACGCGAAACCGCUUGCAGUGAAGAUUGUGGCCACCUACAGGCUUUGUUCAGAACAACUGUCUUCGCAGAGUCACUACGAUUACGGUAUGCGAGCUGUAAAGUCGGUGUUGAGAGCAGCAGGUGCUCUUAAGUUACGCUACCCUGAUGAAGUUGAAGAUGUUAUUCUGUUGCGUUCUAUCAAAGACGUUAACUUGCCCAAGUUCCUUGAACAUGACGUGCCUUUGUUUAUGGGUAUCAUUGGCGACUUGUUCCCUGGCCUUCCAUUGCCAUUGGCUGGACUCCCACAUUUAGUGUCUUGUCUCAAAGAGGUUUGUGUGCCUCUGAACUUACAAGCCAACGAAUUCUUUAUUGAAAAGGUGCUGCAAUUGUACGAGAUGAUCCUCGUAAGACAUGGGCUUAUGUUAGUCGGAUUCCCGUUUUCUGGAAAGACAAAGUGCUAUCACGCACUUGGUGCUGCACUAGGAGCAGUGCACGAUAAGAAACUUAUGGACGAAAAUCAUGUGGAGUGGACGGUAAUAAACCCGAAAUCCAUCACUAUGGGUCAGUUGUACGGGCAGUUUGACCCCGUCUCCCACGAGUGGUCUGAUGGCAUCCUCGCCGUCAGCUACAGGGCAUUCGCUGUCUCUACUAAUGACAACAGGAAAUGGCUUGUAUUUGAUGGGCCAGUAGAUGCCAUCUGGAUCGAGAACCUUAAUACUGUACUGGAUGACAACAAGAAACUGUGUCUAAUGAGUGGUGAGAUCAUUCAGCUGGCUCCUACAACUAAUUUGGUCUUCGAACCCAUGGAUCUUGAAGCAGCGUCGCCAGCUACGGUAUCUCGAUGUGGUAUGAUUUACAUGGAGCCUAAAGGUCUUGGGUGGAAGUGUCUGUUAGAAUCGUGGCUAAACACUCUACCGCCAACACUCCACAGUGUCAAUCGCAACCUUAUUAGGACUCUGUUCAAUCGAUUCAUGUCACCUCUACUAUGGCUAGUGGAAUAUUCAGGAAAAACAAAGCAAAUGUACGUAACAUCACGCAGUAACUUGGUGGUAGCUUGCAUGCGGCUUUACGAUACAUUCAUGGAUGAUUUUUACGAUGAGAAAUACGUAGAGCAAAUUUCCGACUUGGAUAUCAGAGCCCAACUAGAGGGUGUAUUUUUCUUCUCUUGCAUUUGGUCAAUUGGAGCGACUCUAGAAGCAGACAGCAGGCCGAAAUUUGACAUGAUGUUCAGAGGACUGCUGGAGAAAGAAUUUCCAGAGAAGGUUAAAGUUCUAGGUUAUCCAAGAGAAAUAGGAAAACCAGAGAAACAGUAUAUCUUUUCUAUUCCUAAAGAAGGAAUGGUUUACGAUUAUCGAUUCAUCAAAGAGGGUAAAGGUAAAUGGAAACCAUGGUACGACGAUGUGGUAUCAGCUCCGCCCAUCAGUAGAGAUACCCCGCCCAAUCAGAUAUUGGUGACGACUCUAGACAGCGUAAGAUACCUUGCGCUUUUUAAGUUGCUGGUCACCCAUCACAAGGCUGUCAUGAUGGUUGGCCCUACUGGCACGGGAAAAUCCUCGUACAUUAUUGAUUACUUAGUCAAGAGAGUAGAUACCAAAGUGUACAAGGCUUUGAUCAUGGCGUUCUCAGCUCAAACAAACUGUAACCAAACCCAAGACAUCAUCAUGGGAAAACUUGACAAAAGACGAAAAGGUGUAUUCGGGCCACCGAUUGGAUGCUACAGCGUGGUUUUUGUUGAUGAUGUAAGCAUGCCACAAGCAGAGACGUAUGGUGCUCAGCCACCAAUAGAAGUGCUGAGGCAAGGAAUCGAUCUUGGACUGUGGUAUGAUAGGAAGAUUAACGUCGCUAUGCAUCUAAUUGAUGUGCAGUUUUUCUGCGCUAUGGGCAAACCUACUCCCGGAGCUAAACUUGUAACUCCAAGAUUUUCAAGACAUUUUUCAUUCUUCUGUAUUGAUGAGUUCGAUGAUGAAACAUUGAAAGUAAUAUUUGGAAGGAUCAUGUUAUGGCAUUUAGACACGAGAGGGUUUUCGAAAGAUUUUGACCCGUGCAUUGAAGAGAUAGUGGGCGGCACUUUAGAAGUAUACAAACAGUGCCGACUUAAUUUGUUACCAACACCCUCAAAGUCACAUUACACAUUCAACUUGAGAGACUUUUCUAGGGUGAUUUUGGGUGUUUUGCUAUCGGUACCAGAAGUAACCCCAGAUCUGCAGUCUAUCAAGCGGCUUUGGGUGCACGAAUGCUUGCGAGUGUUCUCCGACCGACUUGUAGAAGAAGCCGACAGGCAGUGGCUGGUGCAAUGUCUACGAGAGGCCACCGCACUUCACCUCAACGAUGACUUCGAUAAAAUGCUGUCUCGACUGCUAAACAGUCCUAAAGAAAAGAUCACAGAUCUACACCUACGUAAGCUGAUUUACUGUGACUUCGCUAAUCCGAAAGUGGAUACACGGUUUUAUAUGGAAACAACAAAUAUGGAACAUUUGAACUCUACUGUUGAUGCUUUCCUCGUAGAAUUCAAUAAUAUGUCAAAAAAACCGAUGAAUCUCGUACUGUUCACGUUCGCGAUCGAGCACGUUUCGCGUAUCUGUCGAGUGCUGACGCAGCCGCAAUCUCACGCCCUCCUUGUAGGCUUGGGAGGAUCGGGGCGGCAGUCCUUGACUCGCCUCGCUGCCCACAUUAACGAGUAUGACCUAUUCCAGGUUGAAAUGAGCCGAACAUACGGUAAGACUGAAUGGCGUGAAGAUUUGAAAACUCUAUUGAGAAAAUCUAGCACUCCAGAUUUGCACAUGGUCUUCCUCUUCAUAGAAUCACAGAUCAAAGAGGAAGGCUUUUUAGAGGAUGUCAAUAACAUGCUGAAUUCAGGAGAAGUGCCCAAUAUUUUCGGCGCGGACGAAAAGGCGGAGCUUUGCGAAAAAAUGCGCGUGAUCGAUCGUCAACGCGACAAAUCCCUUCAAACUGAUGGCAGCCCGACAGCUCUGUACGCGUACUUCGUGUCCAUAGUGCGCGAUCAGUUGCACAUUGUGCUCGCCAUGUCGCCCGCCGGCACUUCUCUGCGCACGCGCAUCCGCAAAUUCCCGGCUCUAGUCAACUGCUGCACUAUUGAUUGGUUCCAGGAAUGGCCACCCGAUGCCUUGCUCGCUGUCGCUACUCGGUUCCUGAAAGAUGUAGAGCUCACUGACCUGGAGCGCGAGACCGCGAUCAAGCUGUGCCAGAUGUUCCACACGGAUUGCCAGGAGCUCUCGCGGCAGUUUCUGAUGAGGCUCAAGAGAUACAACUACGUGACACCCACUGCUUACUUAGAGCUGAUUAACAUGUUUAAGUCACUGCUGGGAAAGAAACGCACCGAGCUAUUAUCGAGCGAGAAGCGAUACAUCACUGGGCUGGACCAACUGGCCAUUGCAGCUAAAUCUGUUGCUGCCCUCCAGAAAGCUCUCGAAGUAUUACAGCCCAAACUAGCAGCAGGUGCAGCGGCCGUCGCCGAGACCACCGCUAAAGUCGAGAAAGAGAAAGAAGGCGUUGCACUUGUAGAAGCUGAAGUGUUGGCUGACCAGGCUGCUGCGGAGGAACAGGCAGCUGAAGCCCAAGGGAUAAAAGACGAGUGUGACGCCGAUUUAGCUGAAGCUAUGCCAAUCCUAAACUCGGCGUUGGCUGCACUUGACACCCUCACUCCACAGGAUAUCACUUUCAUCAAGACCAUGAAGAGUCCUCCGCGAGGUAUCAAGUUGGUCAUGGAGGCUAUAUGUAUAUUAAAGGAAGUGAAACCAGAUAAAAUACCUAAUCCAUCUGGAGUGGGUACGGUGGAGGACUACUGGGGUCCUUCAAAGAAACUGCUCAACGACAUCAAGUUCCUGGAGUCCCUACAGAAUUAUGACAAGGAUAAUAUUCCACCGCCCGUGAUGAAGAAGUUGAUGGCCACUGUAAUGCAAGACGAUGGCUUUGUGCCGGAGAAGAUCAGGGCUGUGUCAUUUGCAGCUGAAGGCAUGUGUAAAUGGGUUAUCGCGAUGACCAAGUACGACAAGGUGGCUAAAGUAGUGGCGCCAAAAAAGCAAAGAUUGGCAGCCGCUCAGGCUGUGUAUGACAAGGCCAUGGCUGCCCUAGCAGUCAAACAGGCUCAGCUCAGAGAGGUCCAACUGAAAUUGGGUAAAUUAGAGGACGCAUUGGCUGAACAAAGUAGGCAGCAGAAAAUGCUUGAUGACGAGGUAAUGGACUGCAGCAACAAGUUAAAACGAGCUGAAAUGCUUAUUUCUGGUCUCGGAGGCGAGAAGACAAGGUGGACGCAAAUUGCAAAAACACUGAGAGAAACUUACAACUCUCUAACCGGUGACAUAUUGAUCGCAGCUGGAAUCAUUGCCUACCUAGGACCAUUUACAGCAUUUUUCAGAAUUAGUCAAGUGAUCAAAUGGGCACAAGCUUGUCACGACUGUGGAAUUGUCUGCACACUAAAUUACAGUUUAAUCAAGUCGCUAGGUGAACCUGUCACCAUACAGCAGUGGAAUAUUGAUGGGUUGCCGGCUGAUGACUUCAGUGUUGAGAGUGCUAUCAUACUCAUGACUGCGCGUCGAUGGCCAUUGAUGAUUGAUCCUCAAGGACAGGCUAAUCGAUGGAUCAAAAACAUGGAGAAACCUAACAACUUGUGUAUAGUUCGUAUGACGCAAGCCGAUCUGGGAAGAGUUUUGGAAAACGCUGUCCAGUUUGGGCAGCCGGUAUUGCUAGAGAAUGUGCUUGAAGAGUUAGAUCCGAUGUUGGAACCUCUACUACAGCAGCAGACUUUCCGACAAGGAGGCGCUCUAUGUAUCAAAAUUGGUGACACGAUUGUAGAAUACAGCAAAGACUUCAAGUUAUACAUAAGUACCAAGUUGGCCAACCCCCAUUAUCUACCAGAGGUAGGCGUUCGGGUGACUUUGGUCAACUUCAUGUUAGCCAAAGAUGGCUUGCAAGCUCAGCUGUUAGCUCGUGUGGUGGCACGUGAAAGGCCCGACCUUCAGCAAGCUAAGGCUGACCUGACCACGCAAGGAGCCGAGCAUCGGCGGUUACUGCAAGAGAUUGAGAAGAAGAUUUUGAAUGUACUGUCUACUUCUGAACACUUGUUGGAAGACGAAGAGGCCGUGCAGAUAUUGAACUCUGCCAAGGACACUUCGAAUGAAAUCAAGGAAAAACAGGUGGUAGCAAUGGUAACGGAGAAAGCCAUUGAUGAGGCCAGGGACGACUAUGUGCCGAUUGCCGUUCAUUCUACUAAUUUAUUCUUCCUUAUAGCGUCGUUGGCUAACAUUGACCCCAUGUACCAGUACUCACUUGGCUGGUUUGAAGGUCUUUUCACAGCUGCUAUUGAUAACACAGAGAAGGUGGACGAAAUCCCAGAGCGUCUCGCUAUUUUGCGAGCAUAUUUUACCUACUCGCUUUAUGCUAAUAUUUGCAGGAGUCUUUUCGAAAAGGAUAAGCUAGUAUUCUCCUUGUUAUUAACAAUUACGAUAGCAGUAGCAGAAGGUCGCUUGGAACAGAGUGACGUGCUUUUCCUACUGGGUGGCGCUCAACCGCGCCACGUCGUGCCUAACCCAGUGGCAUUCCUUAGCCCACAGAACUGGGCAGAAUUUAACGGGCUCAACGAAAUUGAAAAGUUCACUGGAAUUCUGGAUCAUUUUAUAACCAAAACCCCGGUCUGGGAGGAGUACUGUAAUACGCCGGACCCACACAACCAACCUCUGCCUGCUCCGUAUAAUACGAAGCUAAACGCUUUUGAGAAAUUGAUGGUUCUUCGUUGUUUGCGUCUUGACAUGAUGGUUCCAGCUGUGCAAAAUUUCUGUGAAGCUCAAAUGGGUCGACAAUUCGUGGAGCCACCGUUAUUCGACCUCGCGUCAUCUUACUCCGACUCACAUUGUUGCAUACCUCUACUAUUUGUGCUGACUCCGGGUUCAGAUCCUAUGGGCACUUUACUUAAGUUUGCUGAUGAUCAGGGCUUUGGUUCCUCUAGACUAUUUUCCCUAUCACUUGGACAAGGACAGGGGCCAAUCGCGGUCAAGCUGAUUGAAGACGGAGUACGAAGUGGCACAUGGGUUGUGCUUCAGAAUUGUCACUUGGCUAAGAGCUGGAUGCCCAUGCUUGAAAAGAUUUGUGAAGGUUUGACUCCAGAUAACACACAUCCAGACUUUAGAUUGUGGCUGACGUCAUACCCUGCUGAACAUUUUCCGGUAUACGUGCUUCAAAACGGUGUAAAAAUGACAAAUGAGCCACCGCAAGGUCUUCGCGCAAAUAUUGCUCGUUCCUACCAAAGCGAUCCCAUAAACGACCCCGAGUGGUUUGAAGGGAACAAGCAACCGGAGGUGUUCAAAAAGCUUCUCUUUGCUCUGUGCUUUUUCCAUGCCGUGGUGCAAGAAAGGAGGCAAUUUGGUCCUCUCGGGUGGAACAUUCGCUACGAAUUCAAUGAGACAGAUCUCAAGAUCAGUGUCACGCAGCUGUACAUGUUCCUCAAUGAGUAUGACGAUGUUCAAUUCGUGGCACUUCGUUAUUUGACUGGCGAGUGCAACUAUGGUGGACGUGUGACAGAUGAUUGGGACAGAAGGUGUCUCAACACAAUUUUAUUUAAGUUUUAUAAUCCGCGAGCUAUUGACGAGGACAAGUAUCCACUCGAGCCUACAGGCAUAUACUACAUCCCUUCACUGAGAGAGCACGCGGACUUUAUUUCGUUCGCGCGGUCACUGCCUGUGGCCACGCCGCCGGGAGUCUUCGGGUUCCAUCCCAACGCGGACAUCACCAAGCACUUCCGCGAGGCUAACGAACUCCUCAACACGUCUAUACUCACGCAGGAUACUAUGGCGGCGGGAGGAGGCGGGGCUACACCAGAACAGCAGGCGAUGGCGAUAGCCGAAGACGUGCUAGCGCGGCUUCCAGCUAAGAUCCUCUCUGGACCGUCUCACGAGGGUGACAUCAAGCCGGCCGACAUGACGCCUAUGUCCAUCGUGGUCAUCCAGGAGGCGGCGCGAUAUGACAAGCUUGUUAACGUGGUCCGUAGCAGCUCCAGAGCUGUUAUUGGUGCUGUGCAAGGUGUGAGCGUGCUCACGGACGUGACGGAAGAAGUUCUAACUAGUAUGGUGCGAGGGCGCAUCCCAGCUCUGUGGGCUGGCAAAAGUUAUCCGUCGCUGAAGCCACUCGCUGCCUACGUCAAUGAUUUACUGGCCAGGCUUGCAUUCUUACAGCAUUGGCAUCAGCAUGGCCCACCGGUGGUGUUCUGGCUCUCGGGUUUCUACUUCCCGCAGGCUUUCCUCACGGCGGCGCAGCAGAGCUACGCUAGAAAAUACAAGAUACCAAUCGAUCAGCUUGCUUUCCAUUAUGAGGUGCAACGUUCGUUCGUACUUGAAGAGUGUCCGGACGAGGGCGUGUACAUCCGCGGGUUAUUCCUGGAGGGCGCGCGCUGGAACAUGGAGGACUACUACAUCGACGAGUCGCUGUCCAAAGUGCUCUACGACGAGUUCCCGCCGGUAUGGCUCAUCCCCAUGAAGCGCGAAGACAUCCCCCAAGACAUAUUCUACAAUUGCCCGCUAUACAAGACCGGCGAGCGGCGUGGGGUGUUGUCCACCACCGGCCACUCGACCAACUAUAUCUUGUUCAUGCGUCUGCCCACUAAAAUGGACCCAGACCAUUGGAUCAUGCGGGGCGUGGCUUUGCUUUCGCAGCUUCCAUUCUAAGCAACCCAUAAACUUUGCAACAAGAAGAGAAGUUUACACAAAAAAACAACUUUGACGAUCUAUAAAAUGUGAAAAGACAAAGGAUCUUUAAUGUCCUUGUAAUGCAUCUCACGGGUUAAAGGGUCAUAGUUUUGACCCAAACGUAUCGCGUAUUCAGGGUGCACUCGGGACCCGUGUCACGUCGCCACGUGAGCGAGCGCCUUUAUUUCGCUUUUCGCUACUCUUUGAUCCGCCUCCCCAAAUUCAUAUCCUAUAAUUUUACUCUUUAUCUUCGCUUAUUUAUAUCGCCUUUAAAAUAACCGGAAAAGACUUUGUAAAUAUAUUUUUAUCAUAACUUGCCUGUAUAUUAGUCUAGUCACAUUGUGAUAAUUUUUAUUAUUAUGUUAGUAUCUUAUUG